Solenopsis invicta (red fire ant) is the source of this 809-nucleotide messenger RNA. RefSeq names its product transmembrane protein 14C. Gene Ontology annotation, biological process: regulation of heme biosynthetic process. The coding region runs from base 283 to 612 and encodes 109 amino acids. The record is from RefSeq and is a predicted model, not a curated record. Gene Ontology annotation, cellular component: mitochondrial membrane. The transcript is spliced from 3 exons. NCBI's taxonomy places the organism in Eukaryota, Metazoa, Arthropoda, Insecta, Hymenoptera, Formicidae.
GCGUACGGACGUUAUUUAUUGCAAUUGGAACCUCGUCGAGGUAAUUAUCGAGAGGUGAAUUCCUCCCACUAUGGACGGAACGGGCAAAGUAGGGAAAAGCUUCUUUUAGAAGUUUGUCAUCCCGCGUAAUUUCUACGUAAUAAGUGCAACAACGGAGUUUGACACCGUGACACGGAAGGAAAUCGUUAUCUCCUGCUUAUCAUCCAGUAAUUACAUAAACAGACGUCACACGGCACACACAAGAGGCUCGAGGCGAUUUUUUUAUUUUUAUUUUUCCCGAAAAUGCCGCUUGACUUCACCGCAUUUGCGUACGCCACUAUGGUGGCUGCCGGCGGGGUGACAGGUUACGUGAGAUCGAAUUCCGUGAUUUCACUGGCCGCAGGUCUUAUUUUUGGCUCGGCUCUGGGUGUUGGUGCUUACCAGGUCUCCCAGGAUCCGACCAACAUUGGGGUCUUCCUGGGGACCAGUGUAGUCCUUGGAGGCAUGAUGGGUUAUCGAUUUUAUAACAGUGGGAAGAUAAUGCCACCCGGAUUAAUCGCUCUCGUAAGCACUCUUAUGGUAAUAAGGACAAUCGCAAGAUAUUCUUCACAUUCUUCCUUGAAGACUACAUAAACUGUAAAAUAUUUUGUUCUUCAAUUAAUGUAACCACUGAGCGUGAAUUCGACCAAAGCGUUAAUCCCAGAGUACGCUACAGAUAUCGCAUUUAUUUAUUAAUAUUUCCGGUGCAAGGGGAGAUGGAACAGUGUUGUAAUUAAAGAAUUUAUAGGAAUUGUAUGUAAAAAAAUAUAUCUUUUUUUGUCUUGCUGGUA